Messenger RNA from Chinchilla lanigera (long-tailed chinchilla), 968 nucleotides. It is a transcript of the gene Fev, whose product is annotated as FEV (ETS oncogene family). Gene Ontology annotation, cellular component: nucleus. Bases 1 to 486 code for a protein of 161 amino acids. The record is from RefSeq and is a predicted model, not a curated record. Lineage: Eukaryota; Metazoa; Chordata; Mammalia; Rodentia; Chinchillidae. Gene Ontology annotation, molecular function: DNA-binding transcription factor activity, RNA polymerase II-specific; sequence-specific DNA binding. The transcript has 4 exons. Gene Ontology annotation, biological process: regulation of transcription by RNA polymerase II; cell differentiation.
AUGAGACAGAGCGGCGCCUCCCAGCCCCUGCUGAUCAACAUGUACCUGCCAGAUCCUGUCGGAGACGGUCUCUUCAAAGAAGGGAAAAGCACGAGCUGGGGGCCGCUGAGCCCCGCAGUGCAGAAAGGCAGCGGUCAGAUCCAGCUGUGGCAGUUUCUGCUCGAGCUGCUAGCCGACCGCGCCAACGCCGGCUGCAUCGCGUGGGAGGGCGGCCACGGCGAGUUCAAGCUCACGGACCCUGACGAGGUGGCGCGGCGCUGGGGCGAGCGCAAGAGCAAGCCCAACAUGAACUACGACAAGCUGAGCCGCGCGCUGCGCUAUUACUACGACAAGAACAUCAUGAGCAAGGUGCACGGCAAGCGCUACGCUUACCGCUUCGACUUCCAAGCCACCGCAGCGCUCUACCCGAGCCCGGGCUUGCAGCCCCCGCCCGGGCCCUUCGGCGCUGUGGCCGCCGCCUCGCACUUGGGGGGUCACUACCACUAGACGGGGCGCCCGGCCGCGCGCGCGGCCUCCCCGCCGCCUUGCCCAGUCCCAUCCUCACCCCGGGGAAGGGAUGAGUUCGCCCCACGUUCCUUAAACCCAGAUUUUACUCCGCCCGCCGCCCUACCCCCGCAUCGGACGCCACCUCAUCCUCCUUCAACUCUAGAUUUGCCCCACCUCGUCCCGAGCCCCCCUCUUUAUUUUACCUCGCUCCUCUUUUUCUCCACCUGACCUCGCUCUCGCUCCUAGAAGCCCCCUCCACUGUGACCUUGUUUCUCAAUUCCAAAUCUUUUUUCACUUUUUCUCUCCCCCACGGACCUGUCCCUCCCGGCACCUGGAGGCCUCUUCCUGGGCCUGGAGCAGGUUUGGCAAAGGCCACAGCCCCCCAAGACUCCUGGGCCCCGUCUCCCCCCUCCCCACGUCCUGGGGGAAGAGCCCGGUGUGUUUCUAUUCCCUCUCGGCCCCAUUAAAGCUCCCCAGCUCCC